Messenger RNA from Phoenix dactylifera (date palm), 1226 nucleotides. It is a transcript of the gene RNS2, whose product is annotated as ribonuclease 2. Lineage: Eukaryota; Viridiplantae; Streptophyta; Magnoliopsida; Arecales; Arecaceae. The record is from RefSeq and is a predicted model, not a curated record. Gene Ontology annotation, cellular component: extracellular region. Gene Ontology annotation, biological process: RNA catabolic process. Gene Ontology annotation, molecular function: ribonuclease T2 activity; RNA binding.
CUCGUCGGAUGGCUUCAAGAAUUAUAAGCCUCCCGAGUUGAAAAGAGAGAAGGGAGAGACAGAGAGCGAGACGAGCCAUGGCGACUUCGAGCGUCCCGAGGCUCCUCUCCCUCCUCCUCCUGCUCUCGGCCCUUUCGCUUUCCUUGGGGUCGUCCUCCAUGGAGACGGUGGGGCAGAGGGAGUUGGAUUACUUCGUGUUGUGCCUCCAAUGGCCCGGCACCAUCUGCAAGGAUACCCACCACUGCUGUUCCUCCAAUGGCUGUUGCCGGUCACAGCCUCUGACAGAAUUUACAAUUCAUGGUCUCUGGCCAAAUUACAAUGAUGGAAGCUGGCCAGCAUGCUGCAGUCACACUGAUUUUGAUAUAAAAAAGGUUUCAUCUUUAGUACCAGAACUUGAGAAGUACUGGCCAUCCUUGUACUGCAGCACUCCCUCUCUUUGCUUUGGUGGAAGAGGACUGUUUUGGGCACAUGAGUGGGAAAAGCAUGGGACAUGUUCCUACCCAGUAAUACAGGAUGAGUAUGAUUACUUCUCCACGGUCCUUGAUCUGUACUCCAAAUACAAUGUUACGAGAAUUUUGAGCAGUGCAGGUAUCUUAGCUAGUAAUGGUGACAGAUAUCCAUUGGGAGAUGUUAUUUCCACCAUUAAGAAUGCCUUUGGGGCGUCACCCUUAGUGGUUUGCAGUCAUGGUUCUGUGGAGGAACUUAGGUUGUGCUUCUACAAGGAUUUUAAGCCUCGCGAUUGCAUAAUGGGAUCUGACAUCAUAGAUGAUGCAUCAUACUUACGAAGCUCUUGUCCUAGAUAUAUCAGUUUACCUACAUACGCUCCACUCGUUCUUGGUGAUGCCAGUGGAGCAAUGUCUUGGUCAACUGACCACUAAGACCCCGAGGCCUCCCUAGUGUUUUAGGGAUAAUCAUGCCGCAAGAUCCUUGUACGAAAUUGAAGCUGAGCAAGACAUCAUGAUAGGAGUGAAACAUUGUCAACCAAAUUACUUGGCCAUCCAAGAAUUUAAUAUGGGCUGGUUAUCUUCAUCGGUGUAGAAUGCAAACAUGUCAUUCAAAUAUGCGAAUGUAAUAUAUCCAUACAUGGUCCUGAACCUUUCAGGUUAUCUUCCUUUCCAGUUUUAGCUGUUUUAGAGGCCGAUUGUGAUAAUUGAUCAUCCAUCCUUGCCGACUGGCUUCUGAACUAAGAUUCUUAUGAAUAAUUUGUUAGUUGUAUUGUUUUAAAA